AUGUCUCAUUCGACGGGGCCCGCUGUUCCGAUUCCGUCGCUUGGGGGCACUACAGCAGAGCGCCCGCCUCAGAGCCGAGGUAGUCUGCCGGCUGUCAUCUAUUCGACCAGCCCCCAAGCUGCAGCCACGGCACACCUGUCUUAUCCACCGGCUCCGUAUUCAAGACAGCCACAACCUGGCUACCCGCCGUCGUUCCCCAUCUCCACGGGCGACACGAACGAGGGUAACCUCGGCAACCACGCUGCCACGGCGGCAUCGUCACUGACGCCGUCCGGUUCGUACGUCUCCGCGGCCAUGACUAGCCCGUCGCCAGCCUAUCCUGAGUACGGCGGGUAUUCGCAGCCGCAGCACGUGGCACUGACGCUGCCGCCGCCACCGCCUCACCAGCAGCGGAGCCCCAACGCGUAUAUUCCGCGCGAGGCGGCGCGUGAGGAGGUCGUGGGCGAGGCCAUCGCGGCCACCUCGCAGCACUGGUUGCAAACGCAACUAAAGCGGGAGACAGAGAGGCGGCACGAGCAGCUGCACGGUAGGGUCCAGGAGUCGGCGCACCGCGUCCACGAGGGGCAAAACGACGGCGGCCGUUACGUGCGAGAGAACGCUGCUCGGCAUCCGUCGACUGCAGGUGGGGCCGCCGCGAGUGGCGGCACGACGUCGUUUACGCUCUCUCACGCGUCUCAGCGGCAGCACGUAGAGUUCCUGAUCGGCUCACCCUGCCAUGUGAAGAGGCUUGUGCUCCUCUUCUUCUCCACGCUGUUCGGCGUCCUUCCUCUCAUGUCCACGUUUGCCUUCACGACGCUGCUUUGCGGGGUGGUGCUGCUGUACAUUUCCGACUAUUUGGGCUACCAUCGUAUCACCGUCUUAGUCCUGCUCGGCACCGCCGGCGUGUUCUCAGCGACGCUUCUCAUCUCUAACAUUCGCGCGGCGGCCACGUCAUUUGGCCCCAUGCUGAUGAUCGCGGACUUGGGCGGCGUUCUCAUGGUUGUGGUGGCGGCCGCAAUCCAGCACUUUCGCUGGGUGCAGGAGACGUUUCCGAAUGUCCUAUGCGCGCUGGAGCGAUUCGUGUUCGCGGUUGGUCCUGUGCUCUGCCUGCCGCCGCUGCUGACGACGAUCACCGGCCUCGCCGGCUCCCGCCGCGCGCCUUUUCUCUUCUUUGUCGCUCUGUGCACGCUGCACCACUUCUUCUACUGCCCCCUCAAAAGCAGCUUUCUCGUGCUGGUGUCCCCAGGGAGUGCUGCUGGCGCCGCGGCGGCGUCGGUGCAGCCAGAUCAGCAGCAGCAGCAGCAGCAGCACCUGCAGUCGGAUGCCAUGAGGGAUGCCGGGGCCCACGCGAGACGGAGGGUCGCCGGUGACGGGGAUGGUCAGGCGAAAGAUGCGCACGCGGGUGGCGACGGCGCCGGCGGCGUUGAUGACGCGGCGUCUGUCGACUCCACCUCGUCUACCUGCGGCGCGCCAAUGCAGUUGAACGAGCAGGUGGAGGCACUCGUCUUCAGCUGCCUUGUUUUGCUCCUCCCUGUCGCCGUGUACAACGCCUUCCAGAGCAACUGGGCAGACCACGCGGUUGCGAACGUGCUCAACUCGGUCGGCCUUGUCUGCGGUGGCAUCGCGUACUUCUGCAUUUGGCCACUGCACAGCCUCUGGUUCCUGGCGUCGCCGCCGGAAGAGACCUACUCGCUGUUGCAGCAGCUCGAAUACGACCCGCUCGGGCUUCUUGACCUCGUCGCGGCCUUCCGCAUUCCCGUGCUGGCCACCGUCUCUAUCGUUGGGGUGCAUUGGGGCGCCUACCGCCUCCUCAACUCGCGCUACUCGUACCUGUUCUCGGGCGUUGCCUUCCCUUUCAACGCCAUUCUGCUGCUGAUCGCUUUCUACAUCACCGUGUACGUCGGCAUCGAGAUCAAGUGGCUCCUUGACGUUGACAGCCGCGGCGGUGACGUGACGAAGGGCAAGUAUCUGCUGCGGCGCAUGCCGGUGCUGCUGGGCAGCUGCGUGGUGUCCGUCAUUCUGUGCGUCUUGACGAGUGCACCGGGUGUGCUCUACUUCCCUAGUGUGCUCUCCAUCAUCGCCUUUAACGUGUUCCUCAUGGACCGCACGAACGGUGGCCCGAUGUUCACCUUUACCGUCUUCACUAGCUUGAUGCUACUGUGGUGGAUGUACCGCACCUACUCCUUCAUCGUGAUGGACCUGCGCGUUUUCGGUGAGACGACGGUAGUGCCAACGCCGGUGCUGGGGGUGAGCGUGCUGUGGUGCUACGUGCUCGGCUGCAUGAGCUUCACCCUCUCCUUCUCGCCGAGCAAGGCACCGGUGACGAUCGCUCUCUUUCUGCUUGCGCUGCAGCUCACCUUCGUUGAGCACGUCCUCUACUCGCAGAACGAGGAGGGCGCCUACCCGGCGGUGCUUGUCGUGCUCACGAGUGCGGUGGGCGUUGCCGUGGCGUGCCGCAUGUACAGAAACGGCGCUCUGACGGUGUACUCGGCGGUGCUCAUCUCGUCUUGCUUUGUGGCCAAGCUCUUUACUUUUCUGGUCGAAGUGACGAGUGCCUACUACGCAGCGGAGCUGACUGUGCGUGAUGGGAUGGAGACGGCCCGCGCGUAUCUCCUCAUGGCCGAGAUCACGGGCGGGUGGUGGGUCGCCCUCUUCGCCGGCUACCUCGUCGCCUCAUUCGAGAUUGAGCGCCGCCGUCGCAUCAAGAUGGAAGCAGCGAAGAGGAUGCUUUACACAUACGCCACCCUGGCGCUGCUGCUGUCUCUGCUGACGAUCCGCAAUGUGCAGCGCGCUGCCUACGAGUUUGUUACACAGAACUACGUCGCAGAGUCGGAGCUGCUUCACAUUGCCGCCGGCACGUGCUGUGCGACCUACGCGCUUCUGACGAUGCCCGUGUGGUGGCGGCUGAAGAGCCGCUACCCGGCGGUGUUCCCGCUUCGCGCUGUUUCCCGCUGCACGGCGCUGUUGGGAGUGGUCCUGCUAGCCCUGCAGCCCACCCGCGUGGUGGAGGCGGAGGUGUCCGACUUCGACUACGAUUUCGAGUACGCCGACAGAGGCCGGUGCGCGGCGGCCGUCGGCCUCAUGAUGCUGCUUGGUGCCCGGGCCUCAUUUCUGCAGUGCAUCCCGUUCGCUGGCCGCUUUGUAUACUGGCUCGCGACAGCCGCGUCGUUGUCGCUCGGCAUCACCGGGCUCGUGCAGGCCGCUCCGACCUUCAACUUCUUCAUCAUGAUGCUAUGCUUCGUCUUUCUGAUUCUCCUCAUGAUCGAUGUGGUGCACUAUCGCGAGGUGAGCGGCACCGUACUCGUUGGAGUGUACGGCCUCUCCAUUCUUACGAUCCCGUUAUCUUUCCUGCAGCUCAACCGGUCUGUCGCGGCGCAGCAGGAGAAGCUGUACUACUUGCCCAAUCGCCUGACGAUGCUGUGGGAUAUGUACGAGCAGGGAAGUCUGCGCCUCCUGGCGGUCAUCGUCGUCAUGUACCUGGGCUUGUCAGUAAUGAUUAACUGCCGCCUGAGAGGGCGGCCGCUGCUCCCCAAGUGCCGUGAGAUCAGCCACGAGGCCAGCCUGCCCCUUGGCUUCAUCGCCAACUUCUCGACGGAGCUGUCUGUGGCACUGCUGUGCGCCAUCAAUUUCUUCGGCAACGACAGUGAGCCAACCUUGUACGUCCUGUCCUCGCUUCUUCUGCUGCUCUUCGUGGAUGACGAAGUCAUUUUCUUUGGGCUCAAGGAGCACCACUUCCGCUACUUCGCUCCCACGGCAUGUUCCUUGACACUGCUGUGGCUGUGCACCAUGUGGAACGCGUGGCGCAUGGCGGCACCACAGGGUCUUCUUUCGCAGCUGAGGCGGGAGACGUGGUCAUUGGUUCAGGCCUCUGUCACAUUGCCGGCCCAGAUCUCGCUGCUGGUGCUCUUGUGGAAAGGGCGCAAGAUGGGCAGCUCUCCCGGCUUCGUUGUCAUUGGCUCGGUGCUGCUGAACCUGGCGUGCCUGCUGCUUGUGUCAGACAAGGCCGUGCAGUGGAUGGCAAUUGUUGGCAUCUUUGGCCAGUGCGCACGUAUUUUCGAAACGCAACUCCAGCCCACCACCUUCACACGGCGCCGUCACCACAGCGCCUACUAA
This is a messenger RNA of Leishmania major strain Friedlin, 4092 nucleotides long. RefSeq lists its product as hypothetical. The coding region runs from base 1 to 4092 and encodes 1363 amino acids. NCBI's taxonomy places the organism in Eukaryota, Euglenozoa, Kinetoplastea, Trypanosomatida, Trypanosomatidae. The transcript has a single exon. The record is from RefSeq and is a predicted model, not a curated record.